Molecule: messenger RNA, 5052 nt
Organism: Zophobas morio
Lineage: Eukaryota; Metazoa; Arthropoda; Insecta; Coleoptera; Tenebrionidae
Product: protein mesh-like
Exons: 7
Coding region: 551-2272 (573 amino acids)
Biological process (GO): cell-matrix adhesion
Source: RefSeq, a predicted model, not a curated record
AGAAAGGGUUUCCCGAUGGAUUCCCCAAGAACGCAAUUAAAUCCGACCACUUUCCUCAAAUAUUGCCACACCACCAAUAAAAUGUACGUAUAAAAACGCUGCAAGAAACCAUCAAAUCACUCGUAAUCAAAACAAAACUCCGAAAUGAAGAUCUUAUUUUAUUUUUUCUUCGUCACUCUCAUCGCUGCCUCUCUGGCACUAAGUAUACAGGAGCAGGUGUACGGAUACAGCGAAGCUUGCAAACGUCAAGUCGGUUUAUCGGAUGGGAGUGUGGGUUACAUCCUCAGGACCUCCAGUGACCCAAAAACCAAGGCAUAUGUAUCCUGUAUUUUGAACAAAGCUGCGAAUUCUUAAUGUGACCAUAUUGCUAUAGUUAAUGUAUCAUUUUUUAAUCAUCCACGUAUGUCAAUUGCGACACGUGCAUUUCGAGAGAAGUAGCACAAAAAGGGUUAUCGAUGUUAUCAUUCAAACGGAUUGACCUCACAUAAUAAAUAUAUGAUAACCUAAACUGUUUUUUAAAUUUUAUCGUCAGUGUUGUGUGUUUUGCGAGAUGGUCUUCAAGUGUUUAUUGACAACAAUUUUAAUUAUUGCUAAUUAUGUCGAACAUUCUGGAAGUGAAGAUCUUGAGCAUAUCCGAAGUCACUUCCUCUACCCCUACUACAAGCAAGACUACCAAGACAAUCUCACCGGACCGACUCUUCAACUCCACAAAACCCUCACCUUUCAUUUACCCUUCUUUGGAUCUAGAUACAACUACACUAGAGUGUCUCUAGAUGGCUAUUUAGGCUUUAGUGACCCUCUCGUCCAAGAAACCUACCCUCUGGUCUUCCCCGUUAAGAAUUGGAGCCAAAACCACGAUCCUUCCAUAAUAGGAAUUUUUUACACCAAAUGUAUCCCAGGCUUGUUGCCUCCAAACGACACAGACCCUAGAAAACCUGGAGUCUAUUUUCGCGUCGAAAGCAACCUUCGAGCACGACCUGACCCCCUAGGGGUCGAACUUCGAGAACGGCUUAAACAGGAUAUCAGAGAGGGUGUAAUCGGAACAGACGAUUUUAUUCCAAAGCAUGCUAUUAUUGCCACCUGGAAGAACGUAUCUUUCGCUGGAGGUGGUUCGAAGAUGAACACAACCCGAUUUCUGGACACCGAUAAAACGAAAGUACCAGUAACUGUAACGAUUUGGAGCGAACCCAUUCCUCUAGCGUGGUACUUCGCACCACAAUGGGAACAAAAAUUCGGGAAACAUUGGGCUAAAAAUUUUUGUGAUAGGUGGAUACGCGACGACGAACAAUUACCGAAUUUCAGGGAACAACUUCCCAAGUGUCCGUGCUCUCUGUACCAAGCUUUAGCCGAUAAAGGCCAGUACAUGUCUGACUUCCUCUGCGACAAAGACUGGAAUCCUAAGUGUUUAUUCCAUAGAAGUGCCGUCCACUGUGUUAGGACUCCAAAUCCAACUUUACAAGGUGAACAACAAUGUUGCUACGACCGGAACUAUUUCUUGAUGUUAUCACAAGAUCAGCAGUGGGGUUCUUACCCCAAACGUAGCCACAGUUUGGGGUACCCACGUACCAAAGUACCGACUUUAUCUCAGUGGUACCACGACAUAGUCCCACGCUUUGUUUGUUGUUUGUGGCAGUCUGAAAGUUCACAAGGGUGCGAAAUUCUCAGACAUGAGAGGCGUCCAACUCAAGAUUGCGUAAACUACGAAAGUCCUGGGAUUGCUGGGGUUUAUGGUAAUUUACACAUCAUAACUUUCGACGAUUUGGAAUAUACUUUUACCGGAAAAGGAGAAUUUGUGUUGGUACGUUCUUCUAGUGUUGAGGUGCAAGGAAGGUUCGAACAAGUUUUGACUGGUCUUGGUGAAGUUAGAGCCACUGAACUAACGUCGGUGGUUGCAAGAGAAAACUCGACCAUGGUUGUUGAAGUUAGAAGAAGACCAAAGGGGGCGAGGUGGCGGUACCACCUUGACGUUCUCUUUAACGGUAGAAGGGUUUAUUUUGACAGAAAUCCAACAAAAGUGAAACAUUUGCCAGGGGUUACCGUAUACGUACCAAGCUACAUUUUCGACCAAUCUGAAGUCGUCAUCAUGUUCGAGUCUGGUCUAGGUGUUGAGGUUAUAGAAAACAAAGGUUGUCUUAUGGCAAGAGUAUACGUACCAAGGAAAUUUAUAAAUCAAACGCGAGGUCUUUUGGGCAACUGGAGUUACGACAUUUCCGACGACUUCACGCUACCAAAUGGUACCAAAACACUUUGGGAAAAAAUGGGCCCUGGGUGAUUCCACCGAUCCUCCAGCUCUUUUUACAAGGGAAUAUGGUGACACUGCGUCUACUUUUAUCGAUCCAACAUAUAAACCAGAAUUUCGUACGAAUCUCGAGAAACUCAUACCUGAAAAUCGGUCUCUUGAUCGAUUUAUAGCUGGUGAAAUUUGUCACUCGGACGACGCCUGUAAAUAUGAUUAUGCUCUCACAUAUAGUAAAGAAAGAGCGCUUAUUUCAAGACAACAUAAACACUCGAUUUUGGUUUUGAAACACACUGCUCGAGAGAGAUUUAUUUCUUGUGGUGUUUUAAAAACUCCAAGAUUUGGAAGAAAAAGUACUUUUCUCUUUGGACUUGGGGUAAAAGUUUGGUUUAAUUGUAUGCCGGGGUUUAGAUUGGUUGGGGUUGAGACGAAAACGUGUUUGUCGAAUGGAACGUGGACGCAAGGAAACACAGAGUGUGUAACUGAAAAAGCUCUAAUAAAAUCCACAUAUGUAUUAUACUUACAAGCUGUUCUAAUUUUCGUGCUAAGAUUGUAUUUUCAGUCUUCUUAAAGUUACGUGUAUAAGAGCAAUUUAUUUUUCAAUUUUCCACGUUUUUUUUAAGACCUGUCUGGAGCCGAACACUUUUAAUCGAAUACUUGCGACUGAAAUAUUCUCGAUUCCCUUUGGUCCGCAACCAACGUUAAUAAAAGUUUUACGGUGAAUUAGUGCGAUAAAGUGAUUUUAAUUGAUUCCCUUUGUCCUUUGUUCACAUCAUGAAGUACCAGAUUCUAAUUCUCACCCGAAUUUAAUAAAAAAAUUCAUUAUUUAUCGAACUGAAGGGAGCAUUUGGUCGUUGCGGAGUUCUCAUCCAGUUUAAUAACAGAGCUUUAAAACUUUAGGCGUCCUGAAAAUGUCAGGAUUGAUUCAUUUCUUUUUAUUGUUAUAAUUCAUUCACAUUUUCGUAGUUUAGGACGCCCUGUAUAUAUCCCGCAAACACCAAACCAGCCCUUUCCCUAAAAAUAGCAAAUUCAAUAAAUAGGAGGUGUAGUUCGCAUGUUUAAUUGCGCGUCAAGAAUUGAUUGGAUCGUUGCCUGUUUGGAAGCAUGUAGGGUGAAAGCAUCUACCAGGGAAAUUUACAUUUUACACGUUUUACGUGACCGUCACAGAUCUGAGUUAAUUGAUUUAUGUUAAUGAAAUAUAUGGGGUCUAAUCAUAAUAAAGGGAAGAUUAAAAUGAGAAAGCCUUGUACGCGGAAAAAUAUUCCUCUGCUAAUUUGAGUUACGGGCUUUGAGGUAACAUAAUUAUAUUAACCUAUUUUUCGCAUAAACAGCCUACCGUGGUUUAGGAGGCAAGAGGAUCAGUCGGUACGUGGAAAAGUGUUUCAUUGUACAGUAGGUGGAUUUUAUUACGUUCCACAGAAAUACGAGGUUUUAUUCUUUCAGAUAAAUUUCCUAAGAUAAAGUGGAAUUGGAAAUCACUUUGACAAAUAUGUUCGAUUUUACUACUACUACUUUAUCAACAUAAUUUGAAUGUACACUUACAAUUUCAGAGCAGUCGUUUCAAUAGUUUCUAGGAAUCACAAAACUUAGAAUAUAAAGAUGAUAAAGAUAACACAUAAUAAUAUCGAAAAAAAAGAAGAAGAAAAUCAUUAUUAAACCAAAUAAUGGAAUUACAAUUAUAUUUAAGAGUUCUAUAGUUUGUUCUUUUUGUUCUUCUUUCUGCCUUUGUGUACUUCCGUCUACAUUUUCAUCCCUCCGUUUGCUAUUCUGUUUUCUGCCUCAUUUUCUGUCCUAUCAGCCCUUUCGCUCCCAUGUGUCAUAUCUGUUCUGUCCUUUCUGCCUUUUCUGUCCCAUCUGUUUUAUCAGGUAUUUUUAUUCUAUCAGCUCUUUCUACUAAUUUUGUUAUUUCUGUCCUUUCCUAUAUUUUGUGUCCGUUCUGUUCAUUACGCUUUUUCUAUUAUUUCUGUUCUAUCUAUCCUUUCCAUCCUUUAGGUCCUUUCUGUUCUUUAUGUUCAAUUUUCUCUUUGUGUCUUACUUGUCCUAUCUAUCCUAUUUGUUCUUUCUGUACUAUCAGUUUUUUCGAUCCUUUCUGUACAUUCUAUGCCUUUUGCAUGUUCUGUUUGUCUGUUUUAUGUAUUCUUUCUGUACAUUCUGUUUCUGUCCAAUUUGUCCGUUUUCUCCUCUCUGUGCUUUCUGGAGUUUAUAUUCGUACUGUCCUUUAUAGAAUAAUCUGGGUCGUUAUAUCUUUCUGCCUUUUCCAUUGUUUCUGCCUUAUUUAUUCUCUCUGUUCAACAUAUUUUUUUUUGUCCUCUGUUUUAUCUGACCUAUUUCUUCUUUCUAUUCUUAUUCGUUCGAUCCGUUCUGUCCGUUGUAUCUGUUCUAUCUGUUCUGUCGGGUUGGUCCGUUCCAUGUUUCUGUCCGUUCUCUUUGUUCUGUUCUUUCUGUCAUUCUAUCUUUUGUUUUUAGACCCUCUUUUUUGUUUCUUCUUUCGUCUGUAUUCCUAUGGUCCAACAAUCUAACCUCUCUGUACUGUCUGCACUUUCUGUUCUUUGCUGCAUUUUCUUCUCUCUAUCCUGUUCUUUCUGUUUUAUUUAAUCUUUCUGUGCGUUCUGUUUCUGACAUUUCUAUCCAUAUGCUGUCCUUUUGCAUGUUUUCGUUUUGUCCUUUCUGUGCUCUAUGGAGUUUCUAUUCUUACUGUCUAUCCUCUCUAUUCUCUCUCUCCAAUAUAUUUUUGUCCCCUUUGUUCUAUCUGUCCUAUUUGUUUUUCUGUACUUAUUCAUUCCAUCCGUUCUGUCCGUUCUCUGUUCUAUUUUUUC